This is a messenger RNA of Etheostoma cragini (Arkansas darter), 9344 nucleotides long. RefSeq names its product agrin (gene agrn). The transcript has 39 exons. The record is from RefSeq and is a predicted model, not a curated record. Lineage: Eukaryota; Metazoa; Chordata; Actinopteri; Perciformes; Percidae. Bases 281 to 6643 code for a protein of 2120 amino acids. Gene Ontology annotation, biological process: cell differentiation; receptor clustering; central nervous system development. Gene Ontology annotation, molecular function: laminin binding; calcium ion binding; serine-type endopeptidase inhibitor activity.
GAGAGACGUGCAGUUGCAUUCCUGGAGAGAGAACCCUGCCCCUUCCUCCUCCUUCCUCUCUUCCCUCCUGGUCUCUCAGCCGGCGGCGGCAGAGAGGGAUUUUCAACCCGGGCUGCAGAUGCAGGGAACAGGGCUGCAGAGUGAAAGUGACACUGGUAGUCCGUAGGGAAGUUGUAAAAAGGAGCACGUUUUAAAGGCAUUCGAAAGACUUUGGAGUUUGUACUUGGGCGACCCGAGCGGUUCAAUUAAAUUUGAAGAAAGUUUACUUUUUUGGGUGGUCAUGGGUUGCCAGCAGACACUCGUGUCCGGCCGGACAGCGCUGCUUCUGGCGGGCUUGCUCGUGGCUCUGUGGCACCGCAGCGCCGCAAGUUGCCCUGAGAGAGACUUGGAGGACAGGGAAGAAGAGGCCAACAUAGUUUUGACCGGCACCGUGGACGAAAUAAUUAACAUGGACCCGGUGCAUAAUACCUAUUCUUGCAAGGUCAGGGUGUGGCGCUACUUAAAAGGAAAGACCAACGUCAACCGCGAAAUUCUCCUGGACGGUGGCAACAAGUUGAUGAUAGCCGGCUUUGGCAACCCCGGGAUCUGCGACAACCAGGUAGCCACGGGCGACACGCGCAUAUUCUUUCUCAACCCUGCCCCGGAGGCCAUGGGUCCAGAACACAAGAACGAACUUAUGCUCAACUCAAGUCUGAUGAGGAUUACCCUGCGCAACCUGGAGGACGUGGAGCACUGUGUGGAAGCUCACAAAUAUAUAGUUGCAGACAAACCACCUCACUUCACUCCAGCCCAGCCUCCUGAUGGUUGCAGAGGGAUGCUCUGCGGCUUCGGCGCUGUAUGUGAGCGUGACCAGACCGACCCGGCCAAGGCCGAGUGUGUUUGCAAGAGAGUCGACUGCCCGUCCUUGGUGGCGCCAGUUUGCGGCUCGGACUCGUCCACCUACUCGAACGAGUGUGAGCUGGAGAAAGCCCAGUGCAACUCACAGAGACGAAUUAAGGUUCUUCGCAAGGGGCCCUGCUCUCUGAAGGACCCCUGCACCGACGUGGUCUGCAGCUACGGCAGCACCUGCGUCCAGUCAUCAGAUGGCUUGUCGGCUAAAUGCAUGUGCCCCCUCGGCUGUGAGGGCAAGCGCGAGCAGACAGUGUGCGGCAGUGAUGGAAAAGACUACCGAAACGAGUGUGAGCUCCAUCAGCACGCCUGCAAGAACCAGAGGAACAUACGAGUGCAAUUCCAAGGGCACUGCGACCCAUGCAAAGACAAUGAGAACAGCCUGAACACGUUGUGCCGGGUGGAGGCUCUCACCCGCCGGCCCCUCAUCUUCAGCCUGCCGCAGUCAUGCCCCCCGGGUAAUGAGCCUCUGUGUGCCAGCGACGGCCAAACCUACCCCAGCGAGUGCGCCAUGGAAGCAUCAGGAGCGCAGAAAGGGAUCAAGCUCAGGAAGAUCCAUGCAGGACAAUGCAGAAGCCUGGCGGACUGUCAGGAGGAGUGUCUCUUCAACGCAGUUUGUCUCGUGGAACAGCUGAGCGCCCGCUGCUCCUGUGAUCCCAUCGAGUGUGACGGCACCUACAAGCCUGUGUGCGGCAAGGACGCCCGCACCUACACCAACGACUGUAUUCGUCGCAAGGCGGAGUGUCUGAGCAAGACUCUCAUCUCCAUCAAGCACCAGGGGCCCUGUGAUCUCAGCAUACCAAGCCCCUGCCUGGACAAGAUGUGCGAGCAUGGGGCGGUGUGCGUGGUCAAGAACAACGAGCCGGUGUGCGAGUGCCCUGAGGCCUGCCCGCAAACGUCAGACCCAGUGUGCGGAUCCGACGGCCACAGCUACGGCAGCCCCUGUGAGAUGCGAGCAAUGGGCUGUGCCCUGCAGAAGGCCAUUCACAUCCAACACAAAGGACCCUGUGAUGAGUCUUGUGCCAAUUGCUCUUUCGGGGCAAUCUGCGAUGCCCAGAGCGGGCAGUGUGUGUGUGCAUCGGAGUGUGUUGAGUCCCACCAGCCUGUUUGUGGCAGCGAUGGCAGCACCUACAACAGCGAGUGUGAGCUGCAUGUGCGGGCCUGCAAACAACAGAUGGACCUCCGAGUGGUCAGCCAGGGAGAGUGCAAAACGUGUGGCAGCACCGUCUGUGCCUGGGGUGCCCGGUGUGUCCAGAAUAAGUGUGAGUGUCCACAGUGCUCAGGCGAGGCCUUCUCCCCAGUGUGUGGAAGUGAUGGCACCACCUAUAACAAUGAGUGUGAACUCCGCACAUCCACCUGCAUGCAGAAGAGGAGAAUUGAUGUGGCGAAGCCCGGCAGCUGUGAUGAAGACUGUGGCUCAGGAGGGUCAGGCUCAGGUGUGGAGAGCUGUGAACAGGACCGCUGUCGCAUGUUUGGGGGCUCGUGGGACGAGGAUGCUGAGGACGACCGUUGUGUCUGUGACUUCAGCUGCCAAAGUGUGCCUCACAACCCGGUUUGUGGCUCAGAUGGAAAAAACUACAGCAACGAGUGCCAGCUGAAGAAGGCCAGAUGUGAGAAACAAGAGCACUUGCUGAUUCAGAAUCAGGGACCCUGUGCAGCAAUUUCAGCCACAUCUCUGCCUGAGCUGACGGCACCCCAGCACUGCAGCCUGUCUGUGUAUGGCUGCUGCCACGACAACGUGACGGCCGCCUUGGGAGUUGGACUGGCAGGAUGUCCCAGUACCUGUCAGUGUAAUGUCUACGGCUCCUACAAGGGAACGUGUGAUCCAGCCUCCGGCCAGUGCUCCUGUAAGCCGGGUGUCGGGGGACAGAAGUGUGACCGCUGCGAGCCGGGCUUCUGGAACUUCCGUGGCAUUGUGACCGAGAACAUGAGUGGCUGCACACCGUGUAACUGCGACGCAACAGGCUUGGUCCGGGACGACUGUGAGCAGAUGUCGGGCCUGUGUUCAUGCAAGACAGGAGUGAAGGGCAUGAAGUGCAACGUGUGUCCAGAUGGAAGCAAGAUGGGCAUGAAUGGCUGCGACAAAGGUCCCGAGGCCCCGACUUCAUGUGAAGAGUUAGUGUGUAGUUUUGGAGCUACUUGCAUUGAGUUGAACGACCAAGCCCACUGCGAGUGCCCUUCACCUGACUGCGAUGAGAAAAACAAAACCAAGGUGUGUGGUUCAGAUGGGGUGACCUAUGCCGACCAGUGCCAGCUGAGGACCAUAGCCUGUAGGCAGGACAAGGACAUCACAGUGCAACACCUUGGACAGUGCACAGAAAUCAUCUCUGAGCCGGCAGACCGGCCCACCCCAAACCCCUCAGCAACCACCCACAGCACAACCGCUGCCGCCACCAUCACCACCCCCGCCCCUUUCCACCCUGACAUGGUGUGGGCCAUCCCGCCUCCACAGACGGAAGAGACAGAGACCACAGAGCAACCCUCGGCCACCAACUCCUUUUCCACCCUCAUCCACAGCCAAGCAAACCACCGCCCCCCCAUCCACAACCAGCCUCAGCCACCAAAGUCCACCGCUGCCACCACCACCUCCUCCUCCCACAGCAGCGCUGCUCCUUCCGCUGCUGCGUCCUCCUUCGACGGUUCGGGCAGUGGGGAGCCAAGUGGGGACGACCAGACCGAAGAAGAGGAGGAAGGUGAAGAGGAAGUCGGUAGCGGCAUCCCAACGGAGGCCAGUGGGGCAGAGGAGCCUGUUGGUCCCACGCUGGCCAGCACCACUAUACCCACAGCUGAGGACAGGUCAUCCUGUGAAAACACAGAUUUCGGCUGCUGCCCUGAUGGCAAGACACCGUCUAGCACUCCAGAGGGCGCCAACUGCCCCUCCCGCCAUGCCAGCUUUUGGGAUGAGUCUCAGUCCGCCACCAUGAGGUUUAGCGGUUUCCUACACUUGGACCAGGUGGAGGGCCAGGAGAUUUUCUACACCCCUGAGAUGGAGGACCCCAAGUCAGAGCUGUUUGGAGAGACGGCCCGCAGCAUAGAGAGUGCUCUCAAUGAGUUAUUCAGGAAGUCGGAGGUGCAGAAAGACUUUAUGAGCGUUCGUGUCCGGAACCUGGCGCCCAGCAACUCCAUCCUGGCCUUUGUGGAGGCCCAUUUUAAACCAGAUACAAGAUACACGGUGGAGGACAUCGAAGGAGCCCUGCUGAAACAGCUGAAGGCCUCUAAAGAGACCAGCAUCGCCGUGAAGAAGCCGGAGGAUGAGAAUAUACGCUUUACCAAUUAUGGCCUCUCCUCCCCGUUCUUCACCACCACUACCACCACCACCACGUCAGUAACCACAACUGCUCCCACCACCAUCACCGCAAGGCCUUCAACAACCUCCCCGUACAUCACCCGUCGCCCACCAGGCACUACCCGCAGGCCUUACAAUGGCAGACGUACCACCACAGCCUCUGCGCCAGUCACCACACCACGACCCACCACCACCACCACCAAGGCGGCUGUCACCACACCCGCUGCCACCACGCCAGCCGUCACUAUGCCAGCCAUCGCCACGACGGCCCUGCCUCCAGCCACCACUGUUGCUCACGUUAGGGGCAAGCUUCACCACAAGGCCCAGAAGCCUUGCGGCUCCCACCCCUGCCUUCAUGGGGGCACCUGCGAGGACGACGGCAGUGACUUCAGCUGCAAGUGCCCCGCUGGGCGAGGAGGCUCCGUGUGUGAGAAGGUGAUCAAGUACUUCAUCCCGUCCUUUGGAGGCCAAUCAUACUUGGCUUUCCCAACCAUGAGUGCGUAUCACACGGUCCGCAUCGCCAUGGAGUUCAGAGCAUCCGAGAUGACCGGCAUCCUGCUCUACAACGGCCAGGAAGGCAAAAAGGACUUCAUAUCUCUGGCUCUGGUUAACGGCAAGGUGGAGCUCAGGUUCAACACAGGUUCGGGUACAGGCACAGUGGUGAGCAAAGUACAAAUCAAUCAGGGCCGCUGGCAUCAGCUGGUAGUGACUCGCAACCGGCGCAACGCCAUGCUCAGCGUGGACAACGAGCCACACAUUGAGGGCGAAAGUCCACGCGGCACAGACGGCCUCAACCUCGACACAGACCUGUUCAUCGGGGGAGUGCCAGAGGAAAUGAAGCAGGAUGUGAGGGAAAGGACCGCGGUGGCCAUAGGUCUGGUGGGCUGCAUUCGCUUGCUGGAUGUCAACAACAGGGUGCUCAACCUGCAGGAGAGCGAGGGUGACAGUCUGUACGGCAGCGGCGUUGGUGAAUGUGGCAACAACCCGUGCCAGCCAAAUCCUUGCAAUAACGGUGCUGCAUGCCAGGUCAAGGAGGCAGAGAUGUUCCACUGCAAGUGCAGCAAAGGAUUCUGGGGUCCAACUUGUGCAGAUGUCCAUGACCCAUGCGAGCCGAACAGGUGCCAUCCAUCCUCCCAGUGCCAGGCGUUGCCCGAGGGAGGAUACAAAUGCGAGUGUCCCAUGGGACGUGAAGGGAGGCACUGUGAGAAAGUGGCUGAGAGGAGAGGGGCUUACAUGCCACUAUUUAACGGAGACUCUUACCUGGAGCUGAAGGGGCUCCAUCUCUACGGGCAUGAUCUGCGUCAAAAGGUCAGCAUGACAGUGAUUCUUAUGGCCAACGACUCCAACGGUUUGAUCUUCUACAACGGCCAAAAAGCAGAUGGAAAAGGAGACUUCAUCUCUCUGUCCCUCAAUAAUGGCAUCCUGGAGUUCCGCUACGACCUGGGGAAGGGACCCGCUACCAUCAGGAGUAAGGAAGCAAUCCAGCUGAACGUGUGGAGCACCAUUAACCUGGAGCGCUCCAACCGGAAAGGAGAGAUCAUGGUGAACAAGAAGGACCCUGUCAGAGGAGAGGCACCGAAAUCACGCAAGAACCUGCACGUAGAUCUUAACCUGAAAGAGUCUCUUUAUGUUGGCGGAGCUCCCGAUUACAGCCGACUAGCAAGAGUUGCUGCACUCACGGAUGGCUUCAAGGGAACAAUCCAGAAGAUCAUUUUAAUGGGUACCACCAUCCUCAGAGAGGAGAACGCCCUGCGCUCCAGCAACAUAGCCAUGUUCCAGGACCACCCGUGUUCCCAGGAGCCCUGCCACAAUGGUGGCCGAUGCAACCCUCUGCUGGAAACCUACGAGUGUGCUUGCCUCAGCGGUUUCUCAGGAGGACGCUGUCAGAACACCAUCUACGAGAAGUCUGCCGGAGAGACUGAGGCCAUUGCCUUUGACGGGCGAACGUUCAUUGAGUACCACAACGCUGUUACAAAGAGUGAGAAGGCCCUGCUGGUGAACAAAUUUGAGCUGAGCAUCCGGACAGAGGCGACCCAGGGCCUGGUGCUGUGGAGCGGGAAGGGCGUGGAGCGCUCUGAUUACAUUGCCCUGGCCAUCGUGGACGGACAUGUCCAGAUGACAUACGACUUGGGCUCUAAGCCCGUGGUGUUGCGCUCCUCGGUGCGUGUUGACACCAACCGCUGGAUACGCAUCAAGGCCAGCAGAGCACUUAGAGACGGCUCUCUACAGGUUGGCAAUGAGGCAGCGGUAACAGGGUCUUCGCCUUUGGCAGCAACACAGCUGGACACAGACGGAGCGCUGUGGUUGGGUGGUCUAGAGGAGCUGGCGGUGGCCCGUCGGCUGCCCAAGGCCUACAGCACCGGCUUUGUUGGCUGCAUCAAGGACGCGGUGGUGGACGGCGUGGAGCUCCACCUGGUGGAAGACGCCUUAAACAGCCCCAGAAUAUUACACUGUUCUGCCGCCAAAUAACCCAGCAGAGACAAAAUAUAAUAGGAAAACAGGAAAAAAACGAAACCCUCCCACUCUCUCCCUCCAUAGCGCCCAUUUCUCCUGCUGUAAUUAUUUUCUAUUUUUGUAUACUUUUCAUCGCUUUUAUAUGGAAAGAAAAUGUUGUUUUAAUUUUUGUUUUAUAUAUUUUGUUCUUUUUUUAUCUGCACCUCCAUGAACAGAACACACUUUGUUUUUUCCUUACCGCCAUGGUCCUCUAUUUGUUUCUUUCAAAAAGCAGGCAUCUCUGUGAAAAAGAGAUAUUUUUAUUCUUCUCAGUUUUGUUGUCUAAAACAAAUGCCAACUUCAAAAAAAAAGACUGCUUCUUUUCCUCGCUCAUUACUUGAACACUGAGGGCCUCACUAAUGAUCUCUGGUUACUGCCUUGUCUUGGUGCCAUAUUUAUCGUCCACAUUCCCCCAAGCAUGGCAAAUACAUCCAUGAGUACAUAGACAUACAUUCCUCCCCCCCACCCCUAUGAGAGCUAGUACACAGUGUAUGCAGCGGCCAGUGUGUGCAGCUCUUUGAUGCUGCAGCCAGCUGGCGUCUCCAGUCGAGAAAACUCCGUAAUCAGCCCCGGUAGCCCACUGUAUUUUCCUAAUGGGACUUUUUAGAUAUCAGUCAAGCUGCUACAGUGAGAAAGUACACAGUCAAAACCACUCCAUCAACCCCCACAUCUCACAGCGCCAAAAAAAAAGAAGCAAAAAGAAAAGAAAAAACUCUCCACUCAAUCUGAAUCCCAUCAGAGCCUUUAGUUUUGAAAUAUGACUCACUAACACUGCAACCCUACGUGAUGGAGAGAGCGCUGCAUUCUACAAUGACUCGCAUAUCAUUAGUCAUAAGUCAAAACAUGAAUAAAUGUUAUAAAUAUAGAGUAUAUAAAUAAUACCUGAGACUGUGAAUAUGUAAGAUGGGUUCUCUUUGGAGAAUUGUGCUUCUCAUGUACUAUUGUGCGUUCUGUUUUACAAUCCGCAGAUGAACUAAUGAUGACCACUAUAAAUGCAUGCACUUCUGCAGUGUUGGUUUGAAUCUGGUUUAUUGUUUGUUUUAUUUAUGUUUUUCCCAUAAAAAAAAAGUACUACUAUUACUAAAUACUUAGUUUUUUUUUUUUACAAUUACUAAGGUUCCUUUUUUUCUCUUAUUUCCUCUGAUGUGAUUUCAGAAACUACAGAGCUUGGAACCAUGUUUUACAUUCCCUGUAUUUUUGGGGUUUCUUUAUUUUUCUUUAGGGAAAUUAGUUUUGCUGGACCCGGAAUGGUGCACAGGGGGAAAAGUUGUUACCAUAUCUGACCUUAAGGAGGUGCUGAAAGCAAAGACUGAAGAAAAGGACAGACAGAAAGGAGGAGAGAUGUUAUGGGGAGAGCUACUACUCUUGGGAAUGUCCCGUCAAACAACAGUCAGUCGUCAACACAAACAAAAACAAAAAAACUCUGCCUGAGACUUAAUUUCUUUUCGUAUUCGACCUAGGAGCGUUCCUGGAGGACUUUCUUUUUUUCGGCUGUUAAGAGAGAGACUGUGAUGUUGUGAUCUUUUGAAGCCAUAACAGCCACAAAAAUGGGAAAAGAUGCAUAAUCCUACAGUACUUGCAGAUUAACAUAGCAACGCAUGGGUUUGUGCAUAACUAGUGCAAAUUCUGUAACAUUCAGUGAACUGAUGCAACGUGGAGUCGUCUUUGCUGAACCACAAUAAGCGGCACUGACUGACUUAAGGACACUUGUUUUGAUAUGAGAACUUUGGCAAUAUUCUAAGACAAAAUCAUGCCUGUUCGUGGUUGAGGAUCAAAUGGUCUUGUGCUAUUUCUUUUUUUUUCUCAAGUUCUGAAUUAUGUUUUCCUUCUUAAAUCAUCAAACAACCUGUUUUUGUACAGCUGCAAUUUUUAAGUGUACAUUUAGCAAACGUGUUAUCUGUGGAGGUUUAUGUUUUUAGUAAUAUACACUGGAACCAUGUCAGACUUGUCCGUUUGCCCAAACGAUGAGUUCAUGUACAUGGGGGAGGGAUAGACCUAAAGCUAUAACUGUGUUGUGUGUAAUCAAGCUCUGAGUGUCCAUACCAGACUCUUUUCUGGUGUCUCAAGCCACGUUACAAUUCCAGCACUCACUCUAUUAACCUUAGACUGGUCUUAUUUUACCAUGCUGUUCUUUGCAUUUGAUCCUUUCAGGUGGUAACACUUAAUAAAGAAGAGAUUCCUGUGUAUUUGGUUGACUCGAGAAAAAUAAAGACAAUUGCAGUCUAUGAUUUAGGUGGAAACUAUUUGCCUUAAUAAACCUUGUCACAUCGUCUCUGAGCAGGUGACAAAGACUUUAUUGAUAUAACUGUUCCUUAUUUUAGCCAGUGUAUUAGCCUCAUCCCCAUAAUGUAAAUGAGUAAUACAUAAUAAUGAUUAUUAUAUUAGUAAUAAUGCUCAUACAUAAAAAAUUAUAAAAUACCAGGAGGCCUCUGCAAAUGUCCCCUCUGGCUUUUUACAAAAAAUCUAUUUACUGUUUUUUGAAUCUAUUUUCUGUUCCUUAUUUAUGUCUACAUGUGGAUUAUCUUCCAUGUCUGGCCUCUGUAAACUACUGUCUUACUGCGCGAACCUCCUCAAAAGGCAGUGCACCGAGUAAGAGUGGCAUGACCUGAACAUUACUAACUUUAUGACCUUUGUCUUGUGUUCCUACCACCAUGAAAUAAAAUGUCAACCAAAUGGA